UCAAGAUACAAGGACACACUGUGGCAACAGGGAAAUGGUCGAGUGUCAGCCGUGGAUGGACAGAGUAUACAUGCUGAAAAGGUAGGCAACCAGUGAUUGUUCUCAUGUGUUGUUACCAGGAGUGUGAGUUACCCACUGAACUAGAACUUGAGUUUGAACUUGAAUGUGAGGCAAUUAGUGAAUUGUUUGGUCUUUUUGCUAUGUUAUAUAUAUGGGAAGUACAUUGAAAAGCACUUUACAAAUAUAAGAAAACUGAAGUCAUUUACUUCAUGUGGAUCAUCUUAUGGCUGGAUAUCGAGGACAGGUUAAAACUCUUAACUGUCCCAUGGCACAUUUUUCUUGCCCAGGAAUAUGUGGCAUGUACACAGGUGGUAUGCAUAAAUGGUAGCUGGUGAAUCCUCUGGCCACUCCAAAAGUGACCUUGCCAUUUAAUUGGGGCCAUUGGCACUACAGGCAUUGUUUAACUAUACACUCUGUUAGGGACCAAAGCUCAUUAGCGAAAUAAGGCAAAGUUUUUAAUGAUUAAUUAGUGAACUUGUAUGUGGGGCCUGGUUGGAACAAAUACAGGAUCUGGAGUACAUAUUGUCAUAGGGGAAUGUCAAUUUGAAUGAGGCACUUACCAGUUUAACAAUGAUAAGAAUCUAUACUGCAUUUAAGUGAAAAAAAGAGUCCUUACAACAAGACAUGACUCAUGAAUGGAUUCAGGGACAGAACAUCUAAAAGUAGACAAUAAUUUGACAGUACAUUGAUUUUAGAUAUCAUUUGUCAUUUAAAAAAAUAUAUAAUUUGCCAAUAAAUCACAAUUAAUCAGAUCACAUAUUACUAACAAAAGUAAUCUAAAAUGCCCAAAUUGUUAAGAUGAACGUACCAUCAAAUGCUGAAAGAACUUAAAAUUGUAUUGUAUCUUUUUUUUAAUUGUUGGGGUUUUCAGUCCCAAGGGAUGAAAAGGUCAUCUGAGUAUAUAUAUUAACAUGGUUUUGUGUAGAGUUCAUUUGGUUGUCCGUGUUCUCUGGAUGAAUGACCAAGCCAGAGAAGAAGGCAAAGCAUCAGAAAACAGGAGGCAGGUAACUUAAUUUUACCUAAAAAUUUCCUCUGAUGACUCUAACUAAAAUAAUCCCAUUUAAUUGUUUUAGAUUAAAUAAAAUGUCUUAUUACUCAAAUUAUUAAUUUAGACUUGGCAAGGUGAACAUCUCAUUAUUCAGGUGUUGUCUAGUUAUCUAGAAAACAAAAUAAUGAUUACGUUUUUUGUCUGAAAUUAUGUCUGAUUUACAGUGCCAUGACUGAGAAAUUCCAAGGAGCAAACUUCACACACACAAAGUUUAUUUUUCUUGGAUUCCCAGAGACUUUUAAAUAUAGAUACUUGCUUUUCCUGCCAUUUGUGCUCAGUUACAUUUUAGUUCUUGUUGGAAAUUCUUUAAUACUUUUUGUCAUCAAAAGCACAAAGACACUUCACAGUCCAAUGUACAUACUUGUGUCUGCCUUAGCAAUUGUUGACAUCAUUGUACCUACUGCCAUUGUUCCAGCAAUGCUUUUGAGCCUUCUCUUUGACCUAAAUGAAAUAACUUUGGUUGGAUGUUUAACACAAAUGUUUUUCAUUCAUUUCUUUUCCUCAGUAGAGUCUACUAUUCUUCUAGCAAUGGCUCUGGAUCGUUAUGUAGCAAUCUGUAAUCCACUUCGUUACACAACAAUUAUGAAUUCCUCUAUGUUUCUGAAACUGCUUCUUUUUACAUUGAUCAGGAGUGGAACAAUUAUGUGCACAUUGGUCGGUUUGGCUGCAUCUUUGUCUUUUUGUGGGUCUAAUAUUAUCUACCAUUGUUACUGUGACCACAUGGCUCUUGUUAGCCUAGCCUGUAGUUCGACUGCCAAAAAUAAUGCAGUUGGGGUUGCUGUGAUUGUCUGUUUUGUUGGAAUUGAUAUAUCUGUUAUUUUUGUCUCUUAUGUGAAAAUCCUGUAUGUGGUGCUAAGGGCUGCAGCAGGUGAGCAAAGAUCAAAAGCAAUUCAUACUUGUAGUAAUCACUUAAUUGUCAUGAUGUGUUUUUAUUUAAUAGGAAGUGUUACUUUUCUCUCCCGAAAUCUUCAAAUUCCAAUUCCAGUUGAUGUUAAUACCUUUCUGGGUGUCACAUAUAUACUGUUCCCUGCAUGUAUCAAUCCAAUUAUCUAUGGUGUCCGAACCAAAGAGAUAAGGAAUGCUCUGAAAAGGUCUUUAGGGAAAACUAAUAAGCCAAAAUCCAAUUAA
Molecule: messenger RNA, 2236 nt
Organism: Hemibagrus wyckioides
Lineage: Eukaryota; Metazoa; Chordata; Actinopteri; Siluriformes; Bagridae
Gene: or55e1
Product: odorant receptor, family 55, subfamily E, member 1
Exons: 2
Coding region: 1277-2236 (319 amino acids)
Biological process (GO): G protein-coupled receptor signaling pathway
Cellular component (GO): membrane
Molecular function (GO): olfactory receptor activity; G protein-coupled receptor activity
Source: RefSeq, a predicted model, not a curated record